This is a messenger RNA of Stegostoma tigrinum, 2022 nucleotides long. It is a transcript of the gene srd5a2a, whose product is annotated as steroid-5-alpha-reductase, alpha polypeptide 2a. The record is from RefSeq and is a predicted model, not a curated record. Gene Ontology annotation, biological process: steroid biosynthetic process. NCBI's taxonomy places the organism in Eukaryota, Metazoa, Chordata, Chondrichthyes, Orectolobiformes, Stegostomatidae. Gene Ontology annotation, cellular component: membrane. The transcript is spliced from 5 exons. Gene Ontology annotation, molecular function: 3-oxo-5-alpha-steroid 4-dehydrogenase activity. Bases 411 to 914 code for a protein of 167 amino acids.
UUCACCACAGAACACACUGGUUAGUGAUUUCGCCUGUGGGAUCUUACUGUGCGAAAAAAACCCAAGAUGUUUCCUCUACCAGCACGCCCGUUGCAAUCCAUUCACUCUCACACUGACACCUCCCUCUAUCCGCACAAGUUUAUAUUUCAACAACUGUUCCUUUUGGUUUCAUACACUCCCACUCCGGCUCCCCUGUCCAUGCCCUUCACAGGUCGGUGCUCGCACACGAGAAAAAUUGUCACGGCUUGCUCGCUCAACGUUCUGCUGCUGUUCCUCAGCAACAACGUUCAUUCAUUUAGCGCCUUUGAAAUCCCAUGCUGCUUCACAGGGCCUUUAAUGGAAUGAGGUUCGUUGGGUGGUCGUGAGCUGCCUCUUCAAAACUCCUGCAAUCGGAGAUUCCAGGUGAUUGUAUGGCUGGAGAAGGUUACAGGGCAUUUAUUUAUGGAUGCUUCACCAGAGGACAAGCAGCUGAAAUCUCCUUUGUUUUGAAAAGUUUUAUAUUUUGUGCUUUGAAUGGGUACCUUCAAGGACACAACCUGAUCGAAUGUACGAAGUAUGAUAAUAGCUGGACCACUGACUUCAGAUUUUUGUUUGGACUGCUGCUGUUCUUACUGGGCAUGGCCUUCAAUAUCCAUAGUGAUCAUUUGUUACGGAAGUUGAGAAAACCUGGAGACACAAGUUAUAAAAUUCCUACAGGAGGAUUAUUUGAAUAUGCUUCUGCAGCAAACUACUUCAGUGAAAUUGUGGAGUGGUUUGGUUAUUCCAUUGCCACUUGGACCUUCCCAGCCUUUGCUUUUGCCGCUUUCACAGCCGUAUCCUUAGGAUCUCGUGCUGUGUGUCAUCACAGGUUUUAUAUGGAGAGGUUCCAGGACUAUCCAAAAUCCAGGAAGAUUUUAAUUCCCUUUUUAUUUUGAAGCAAUAAUUUAAAGCACUAACACUGUUGCAGAUUGCAAAAAUUAAUCUGCCUAAUUUGAUGCUAUAUUUUGAUUAUCUAAGAGCUAUACCUGAAAUAAAAUAUUUUAGCAAUGUAUCUACUAAUGACCUAACUUAACAGUUUUUCCCUUUUGAAUGAAAAUGUUUUAUAGCAAGGCUUUUGAUAUAAUAACGCAACAAUCAUUCUAUAUUUUGUAUGCAGUUGUCUUUCGCUUCAGAAACAAAAGGCACAAUUGUUUUUUGGGAUGGAGCAUGAGCUUUGGUUUGAGGUGGACACAGCAGGAGUGAAUGAGUGAAGCAUCAAAGAACAUAUGGCUGCACUUGAGUGAAGAAGGCAUUGACUUUCUCUGGAAGUACUGGGUAUCUUUCCAGAUGUUGAGGCUAUUCCAAUCAAGGUUGCAACCUUGGACAUGGUCUGGUGUCACAAUCUCCACUGGGGAAGAAGUCCCACAUUUGCACCACCAUGUCUAGCGGGAUCUCCAGGUCCCCGUCAGCAAAGCUGGAUGCCAAUUUUUCCCCCUGCAUGCCAUGUCCAAGGCAAAUUUCAGGAAGAGUGCUGGGCAGCUCAGGAUAAAAAGGGCUUGUUCAAGUGCACAACAGGAAUUAAAAGAUGACACAGACACAAGGAAAACCAAUCUGUCAGUGAGUAUCUCCUAUGUGGCAAGAUAUUCUGGGAGCAGCAGAGAAUUGGAUGUGUGGUCAUGAUAUAGGCAGGGUAAGAUAAUGAGACAAGUUUGGUGAGAUCGUGAGAUUCUUAUUGAGCCCCAGGGAGAUUCGUCUUAAAGGUCUCAAUUGGCUAAAAAAGUAACAUUCUGUCCAAAGCUGCUUUGUUUUUAUUGCUGCUGAUCUUUGUUUUAAGAGUGAUUUUAAAAUAGUGUUGAAACAUCUUGAAUGCAACUAAUUAGUGAAAUUCUAGCUGUAACCUCAAAAGACUACAUGUCCAGGUUCUACAUCAUGUGAUCAUAAAAUAAACAGUAGCCCUUAGUUCAAGAACAUCAGGAUUGAUUUAAGAAGACCAUUAGUCAGAAUGUGUUUUUGUUACUGAGCAGUUUAAGUAAUGUGCAAAUUAAAUGAUGUCAUUUUCUGCAA